AUGCUGCGCCACGUGCUGUGCGUGCUGGCCCUCGCGCUGUACUGCUGCGCGUCUCUGUGCGUGGCUACUGCUGCUGGUAAUGGCGGUGGUGCAGGAGAUUUACUUUCGCAAGGUAAUGAGGGGCAAGUGAACGGCGCAGGAGCUUUGGCUGUGGAGGCGGCGAAGGACGCUGCAGCGGAGGCGAAGAAGGCCACAGCGGCGGCGAUCGCACUUGAUGCACAGAUGAAGGAGGUGCUAGAGUUAUUGGAGGCUGCAAUUAAAGCCGCAAGCGUGGUCGGUGAAACAGCUGUGCAAGAAGCAGUGCAGGCGGCAAAAGCGACAGUGGACCUAACCGAAUCGGCGAUUCCCAAGAUACCUGCGAUUAUGAAAAUGAAAAAUCUCAUGAAUGCUUCGCUGGGUGCGAGGUGGCAACUCGUGCUGUUGGCGAAUGAGGCCAAAAAAGUCAGCAACGCCAGCUUGGCCGCCUUGGCUGCCACUGCAGCGGCAACGAAGGCGAAGGAGUCGGCGAAGAAGGCGAACGCUGCAGGAACAGGAUUCGGAAGGGCGGCUGCAAAGGCUGAUACUGCAGAGAAAUUGUUUGCCGAGGCAGCAAAGAAGGCGACCAGCAUAAUGGACACCGCAAAGAGCGCUGUGACUGGCAUCAAGGAGGUGGUUGUGAGUGUUCGAAGUACGUAUUUCGCUGUCUUGUUUGUGCCAGCAGAUGUGGUUUCAGCUGUCCCCGCUACAACGGAAAGCGCAAGUGUAGAGGCGAAAAUUAAGGAGGCAGUGGAGAAGUUGAAGGAGGCAGUGGACAAGUUGAAGGAGGCAGAGAAGACAAUGAAGGAGGCACAGAAGGUUGUUGUGACGGUAGUGAGCGAAGUUAAAACAGCAACGGAGAAUGCGGCGGACGCGGCGAAGGCGGCUGAAGACGCGCUGAGCCCGCACACAGAAGAGAAGCCAACUAAGGAUGGUCCCAGGAAGGAAGACGAAAACGUUGUGCAGCCAGAAUCUAUUGAUGCGAGAGAGACAGCAGCGGGAUCAACGAGCAGUGAUGCCCUUCCUCCCUCAGCAGCGGAAUCAACGAGCAGUGGUGCCCUUCCUACCGCAGCUGAGGAUGUUGUGCAUGCAGCGGAGCCCACAAACACUGCCGAUCCCGGCACGUCUACAGUUCCCCCAACAACAACAACUGAUGUGACUGAUGUGACUGCUCCUCUGGGUGCCGAUCCCGCUACGUCUAUAGUUCCCUCCACAACAACAACCGAUGUAACCACUCCUCUGGGGACUGGGGCUGGCAAGGCGGACGGCAGCACAUAUGCACGGCUGUGUGCACCACUGCUGCUGGUCAUGGGAGCGGUGACCCUUGCGGCUGUGUGCUGA
Molecule: messenger RNA, 1356 nt
Organism: Trypanosoma grayi
Lineage: Eukaryota; Euglenozoa; Kinetoplastea; Trypanosomatida; Trypanosomatidae
Exons: 1
Coding region: 1-1356 (451 amino acids)
Source: RefSeq, a predicted model, not a curated record